Hyla sarda is the source of this 2333-nucleotide messenger RNA. RefSeq names its product zinc finger CCHC-type containing 4 (gene ZCCHC4). The coding region runs from base 206 to 1870 and encodes 554 amino acids. Gene Ontology annotation, cellular component: nucleolus; cytoplasm. The record is from RefSeq and is a predicted model, not a curated record. NCBI's taxonomy places the organism in Eukaryota, Metazoa, Chordata, Amphibia, Anura, Hylidae. The transcript has 15 exons. Gene Ontology annotation, biological process: rRNA methylation. Gene Ontology annotation, molecular function: nucleic acid binding; rRNA (adenine-N6-)-methyltransferase activity; zinc ion binding.
AGGAGCCGUAUAAGCAGCUCAUGGCUGCGCCGCGCCUCCCUGCCCUGCCGGAUAUAAGCCGGGGAGACGAGCUGCUCUCCGGCGCUGAAGCUUUCUCCGUUCAUUGCCGGCUUUGUAUUCUAUAAUUGCAAAUAAAAACCUGAACAUGUGAACACCACCCUAUAACUUUCAGCAUGAACAGUACUCUCAUGGACUGACCGGUCACAUGAUACAGUGUGGUCCUCCCAGGAUGAGUCACAUGACACAAUGUGGGCCUGGCCAGGAUCAGUCACAUGACACAGUGACAUCAUCACACACUGCAGCCGGCAGCAUGGACAUGGCUGGGGAAGAAGUGCAGACUGAGGGCAUCCAAGUGCUGCUGAGUGACCAGAGCAGAGAGCAUGCCCCGCACUGCCCACACGGUCCAACUUUAUUAUUUGUAAAGACAUCUAAAGGGAAGGAGCACGGAAGAAGAUUCUACGCGUGUUCGGCCUGUCGCGACAGGAAGGAUUGCCGCUUUUUCCAGUGGGCGGAUGAAAAGGUCUCACAAGCCCGUCUUCUAGCAAGAGAGGAGCAUAAUCGCAGCUGUCAGCCGCCUAUAACCCAUCAACAGUACGUGGCAAGGUUUCAAGAAUUCAUUGCACUCCCACUAGCAAAGAGGAAGUUUUGCAGAGAGUGCCAGCUGCUUUUACUGGAGGGGGACUGGCCGGAGCACCCGGGUCACCAUCUACUUGGUGAUGUCUCUCUAUCUCAAAUGAAGAGACCCAGUCAGCUGCUGGUCCCACUGAAGAACAAGAAGAGUAAUGCCCAGUACCUGUUUACAGAUAGGAGCUGCACAUUUUUCCUGGACACAAUUAUCAGCCUGGGCUUUACCCGGGUACUGUGUGUGGGCACUCCCAGAUUACACGAGUGGAUAAGGUUUAAGUCCCUUGAAAACUCAAAUCCAAAGGUGAAGAGUUUCUUGUUAGACAUUGACUUUAGGUAUUCUCAGUUCUAUGGCCAGGAUGAAUUUUGUCAUUAUAAUAUGUUUAACCAUCAUUUUUUUGGUGGAGAGGCCGCACGGAGCAUCUGUCAGAAGUUUCUACAGGAAGAUGAUGGACAAGGGGUCAUAAUGGUGACCGAUCCUCCUUUUGGGGGCUUAGUGGAACCUCUGGCUUUCAGCUUUAAAAGAAUGAGCGAUCUGUGGAGGAUGACAGUGAACACAGAUGAUUCUUCAGAGCUGCCCAUGUUGUGGAUCUUCCCCUACUUCUUUGAGUCUCGUAUCCUUCAGUGUUUUCCUGAUUUCCGCAUGUUAGAUUAUCAGGUAGAUUAUGAUAACCACACCCAGUAUAAACAUGGGAGAACUGGGAGGAAGCAAUCACCUGUCCGAAUUUUCACCAAUAUUACCCCAGAAAGUAUCAUUCUUCCAGCCAACGAAGGCUACAGUUCUUCCCUAAAAUGGAUGUCUGAAGCCACUGCUGUUUAUUUUGGCUUGUGCUUCAGGACAUUUUCUAGGUUCUGCUCCAUCUGUAAGAGAUACGUGUCUGCUGAAAAUAAACACUGUGAAAUCUGCAUGGCUUGUACCUCCAAGGAUGGCAGAAUGUGGUCACAUUGUUCCCUGUGUAAUAAAUGCGUGAAGCCGUCAUGGAGUCAUUGUUCCUCUUGUGGCCGUUGCGCUCUUGAAGACCAUCCCUGUGGUAGUACUUUGGCGAAGGAAGGCUGUUUUCUCUGUGGAGACAAAGGUCAUAAGCGCAGCAGCUGUCCUCGUCGUCUUGUCCCCGGGGGACACAAAAAAAUGCUAAAUCAGGGCAAAAAAAAUCUAAAAAUUAGCACAAAGAAAAGUUCCCAUAUUCCAGUCGCUUGGAAGACUAAAAAGAAACAGAAGAAGAAGAGGAAGAAACCAGUAUCCUGAGUUUAUAGCACAAUAACGUUCUAUUAAAGGGAACUUAUCACAUUGAACUAGCAGUCUGAUCUGCCAACACUAUAAUAUAUAGCAGGAUUUUCUAAGCAGACAGAUAUAUAGCUAAGAGAUUCAGUAUAUUUCACCUUUAUACCUGCCCGUUCUAGGCUUAGGAGUCCAGUUGACGGUCUAAAUUACUAAGCUGUCAAGAACUCAGUAGAUCCUACCCACUGGACUUCUAAGCCCAAAAUAAGAACAAUGUUGGAUACAUAAAAUACUGUUAUACUGUUUUUUUUCCCCCAAGCAUAUAUUUCAACCUGCUCAGCUCCUUCUGCAGCUCAAACACCAUGUUCAAUGAGACAGGUUCCCUUUAACAUCUAGGUACAUCCUGCUGUUUUGUUCCUAUGUCUCAGCAUGUUUCCUUAUAUUGUCUUACAUCUUUAUAAUUAAUAAACCAACCCAAUUCACUUCUGUC